CCGCCUCUCGAACUCAAUAUGGGGGCGGUCGGUUGCAUCGGCCAAGGAAGACAGAUCAUGAUAUGGAUAUCGACAAUGAAGCGUCUUCAUUGCGUCUGACAACUCCUGGGGAAGUAAUAUCCGAUUCCUCAGCCGUCCUGAGGGGUCAUGGAACUUAUGUCGAGGACGAGGAUGUAGUAGCGUCGCUUGCUGGAGUGGUCUCUCGUGUAAAUAAAUUGGUGGUUGUGAAGGCGCUAAAGUCUAGGUACAUACCAGAAGUGGGCGAUCUUGUGGUUGGACGAGUUGUGGAUGUUGGGUCAAAGCGUUGGAAAGUGGAUAUCAACUCGCGAUUAGAUGGUAUUCUCAUGCUUGCUUCCGUUAAUCUUCCGGGGGGCAUUCAGGCAGGUCCUAGACCUCCCCGCAGAAGGCUCGAAGCUGAUGAGUUGCAAAUGAGAAACUUCUUCGAAGAAGGCGAUUUACUCGUAGCGGAAGUUCAAUCGUUCUUCGCUGAAGGAUCAACUGCUCUCCACACCCGUUCUCUCAAGUUUGGAAAGUUGCGCAACGGUCAACUAGUAACUAUACCCUCCACUUUGGUGCGGCGUCUCAAGUCGCAUUUCUUCUCUUUAACAUGUGGGGUGGAUAUCAUCCUUGGCAUGAAUGGUUACAUUUGGGUACAGAAACAUACCGCUGCCAACCAAAAAGAGGGUGAAGAGGGAUUUGACUCUGAAGCUGUCUACUCAAACGUUAACGACGACAUCGAUUGGAUGACGCGUGCGGCGAUAGGUCGCGUCUCGAACAUUAUUCUUGUCUUCGCUCGCUAUCAGUUCCCACUCACUGACACAUUGCUGAACGAAGCAUACGAUUGGAUCACAGAUAAUGAGAUCGAUGUAAAGAACAUUUUGUCGGAAGAGGUUGCCGAAUCUUUGAUGAUAGGACUCAUGCAGUCAUAGGUACAAUAAUGAUAAAAUCCUCAAGUCGAUACAUAGGUCGCAUGAGUCUCGCGCGUAACUAUAAAGGGGUCACCGUUUUUCAAUCAAUGGUCUGAAGGUAUUUGUGCGCCUUGCCCAGCGCCCAAAUAGUA
Molecule: messenger RNA, 1060 nt
Organism: Cantharellus anzutake
Lineage: Eukaryota; Fungi; Basidiomycota; Agaricomycetes; Cantharellales; Hydnaceae
Exons: 7
Coding region: 63-929 (288 amino acids)
Biological process (GO): CUT catabolic process; TRAMP-dependent tRNA surveillance pathway; exonucleolytic trimming to generate mature 3'-end of 5.8S rRNA from tricistronic rRNA transcript (SSU-rRNA, 5.8S rRNA, LSU-rRNA)
Cellular component (GO): cytoplasmic exosome (RNase complex); nuclear exosome (RNase complex)
Molecular function (GO): RNA binding
Source: RefSeq, a predicted model, not a curated record